GUUUGUAAUGUGAGCUUCGAACAAUCAGCAAUAAAGCUCAGUUUCUGCAGUCAGAAUCUCGGACAAACUUGGAGCUUCUCUCCGAAGUCUGAUAAGCAGUAUGUCCAACAACAUGGCCAAGAUCGCAGAUGCCCGAAAGACAGUGGAACAGUUAAAACUGGAGGUUAACAUCGACAGGAUGAUGGUGUCUAAAGCAGCCGCUGAGCUGAUGUCAUUCUGUGAAUCUCACGCAAAAGAAGAUCCGCUCGUCGCUCCUAUACCCAACUCUGAAAACCCCUUUAGAGAGAAGAAGAUUUUCUGUUCCAUUUUGUAGUUUUUAACUCAACCACCUAAUUACUGUUCAUUUAAUUGUAUUUA
This is a messenger RNA of Clarias gariepinus (North African catfish), 357 nucleotides long. It is a transcript of the gene gng8, whose product is annotated as guanine nucleotide binding protein (G protein), gamma 8. The transcript has 3 exons. Gene Ontology annotation, cellular component: heterotrimeric G-protein complex. Gene Ontology annotation, biological process: G protein-coupled receptor signaling pathway. Gene Ontology annotation, molecular function: G-protein beta-subunit binding. Lineage: Eukaryota; Metazoa; Chordata; Actinopteri; Siluriformes; Clariidae. The record is from RefSeq and is a predicted model, not a curated record. Bases 101 to 313 code for a protein of 70 amino acids.